AUGGCGAUCGAGGAUGAAAAAACUUCUUCAUCAGACGGAAAAAUAUGGGGCCUCUUCAAGCUACCGUUCCGAAACUCUAACUCGACGACGGCAUCUUCUUCUUCUACUUUUCCUCAUCAUCAGCAUCAACUCAGUUACUAUAACAACAGCCAUUCUCAGGUGGAGGGAUCGAGUGCCCAAGGAAAUGCUCCUUCCUCGGUUUCUUCCGUUGCUAGAUCUCUGCUCCUCACACGGCGUCGUUUGAAGCUCGAUCCCCCUAACAAGCUUUAUUUUCCUUAUGAACCUGGAAAACAAGUGCAAAGUGCUAUUAAAAUUAAAAAUACGAGCAAGUCUCAUGUAGCAUUCAAGUUCCAAACAACUGCACCAAAGAGCUGUUUCAUGCGUCCUCCUGGGGCCAUUCUUGCUCCUGGUGAGAGUAUAAUAGCAACAGUAUUCAAGUUUGUAGAACCCCCAGAAAACAAUGAAAAACCAGUGGAUCAGAAGAGCAAGGUGAAGUUCAAAAUCAUGAGCCUAAAGGUGAAAGAAGGAACUGAUUAUGUAUCAGAGCUGUUUGAUGAGCAGAAGGAUCAAGUGUUGGUGGAGCAGAUACUUCGAGUUGUGUUUCUAGAUGUUGAACGCCCUAGCCCCGCUCUAGAGAAAUUAAAUCGCCAAUUGGCUGAGGCCGAGGCUGAACUUGAAGCUCGCAAGAAGCCUCCAGAAGACUCCAAUCCGAAGUUGAUUGGUGAAGGACUUGUCAUCGAUGAAUGGAAAGAAAGAAGAGAAAGAUACCUUGCUCGACAACAAGUGGACGGGGUAGACUCGGCGUGA
Molecule: messenger RNA, 807 nt
Organism: Fraxinus pennsylvanica
Lineage: Eukaryota; Viridiplantae; Streptophyta; Magnoliopsida; Lamiales; Oleaceae
Source: the annotation of a GenBank genome assembly